This is a messenger RNA of Rasamsonia emersonii CBS 393.64, 1656 nucleotides long. RefSeq lists its product as uncharacterized. Lineage: Eukaryota; Fungi; Ascomycota; Eurotiomycetes; Eurotiales; Trichocomaceae. The transcript has a single exon. The coding region runs from base 1 to 1656 and encodes 551 amino acids. The record is from RefSeq and is a predicted model, not a curated record.
AUGUGGCAACUGCCACUAGACGGGUUUGAUGUCCCGAAGAGGCCUCAUUCUGGACUAUCAUUUCUCGAUCUCCCUUCUAGCGUUCGUCGUCAUGUUUACGAUGCAGCAGGCCUUCUGACAGGCUACACCGUCGAUUUGUCGUUCCCGGGACGGCACAGACUUCCAGAGUCUUCAGACGCAUCUGACGACGAUGAGUCGAUGGACUCGGUGUCAUACGAUUGGGGAGACAGUGACAAUGGAGUUUCCUCCUCAGUGUGUUGUGGCCUUACUUACAACCUCCUGCAAACGUGCCGCGCUAUUUACAAUGAUAUCAUCCCCAUUAUUUACUCCUCGAACACCUUUGUCAUUCGACGCUGUGCUCUUGGAGGCCUCGGUCCACUCCAAAAUCUCAGUCCAAAUAGCAUAGCAUCUCUGACUCAUCUUGUUCUCUAUCUGAAGCCAUCCUUCGAUGAUAAUGGGCAUGGAUGCUGCAAUUCUCGUACUUCUGUCAGGGAACCAUUUGGGAGCAUGUCCAGCGCAGAUACCGCCACCAUCGAAAUAUGGCAACAAGCAGCUACUCGAUUGGCCUCAUAUGUCCAGCCGCACCGUCUGCGUCUCAGGGCUACAUGUGAUACACAAGACUACAAUACUGCCGAACAAAUUGUUGCGCCUUUUAGACAAUUUCCUCGGCUCAAAUCUUGCCAUAUCAGACUCGGUCCUCGCCCUGAUGCUGUAUUGCGUCGACUUGCAGAAGAAACGGCCAUGUACUCUACCACUGGCGUCACAACUAACCGCUUUUCUUCUCCUUUCCCCUUCCGCUCCCUUCCAGCAGAACUACAGAUCAAAGUUCUGAGUUUUUCAGAUCUCAUUGCGCCUUGUGAGAUAGUGUGGAGUCCCGGCCGUGGCUUCGAGCUCCUGUGGCCUCAACGCGCGUGUGGUCGCUUCUUAGGAUGCUACUGCCGCCGCUAUCACGCCGCCUUCUCCCCGACAUGCAAGUGCUGGGAACCACCCUCUGCGCUGUUCCUCGUGAACCAUGCUGUACGGAAUGUUGCACUGGAGGUCUUCUAUUCACGGAACAGAUUCAUUGUCAUGCCGCGCCAUGGAUUACAGCCAGUCCACUCAACCCCGCCGCAGGUGGAGGCAUCGCUGUUUUUGAAGAAUUUUAUGCCGACGUCAGCAAUAUUCCAUCUUCGAUCUCUUGAAAUCGUCUUUCCGCCCUCUGAGGAUGGUUAUCUUCAUUCGGACUCAUGGGGCUACCAGGACUGGCUGUCCACUCUGUCACACCUUGCUCGACAUGGGAAUCUCGCUAGACUGACGCUUAUGAUCCGCAUGCCGGAGAUCAUCCUCUACGGCUUUCCCCCGUUGCUUCGAAUUCAGAUAAAUAUGGUUUUGAGGAUGUAUAUUCGGGUUCUGAGACCAUUGGAAGGGCUGACGGGGUUGGAGGACCUUUACAUUGCCUUAGGGUACCCUAUGAUAUGCGGAGAGAACGUGGGCGAACCCGAGCGUCAACGUAGGUUGAAUUAUAUCACGACCAUUGAAAAAUAUCUCGAGCAGAUGGUCAUGGGAGGAUCAUAUGACAGUAGGGCUAGGGGAAAGGAUCGGUGGCUGAGUCGCAUACCCACGGAGGAGUUUCGUCGCUUAACAACCUACGAGGACUCCAGUGAAGAUGACUUCUGA